UUCAUAUGUCAAUUACCAAUCGCCUACACUUUUGUCAUGCAAAUAGUGAAUGCCUUAACAAACUUUCUUUAUCUCUGCCUUGACCUUCCAAGUUUCAUUGUUGACAAUCGAAAAAUCUGAAAGUCAAAUUUUAGCUUGUUGUCUACGUAGGUUCCAUUGGAAGUGUUAACAAAUAUCACUCAUUCUACUGAUAACAAGCUCAUUUUUCUUCGAAGACACACACAAACUGAGCCCUCAUACAAACAUCAUUCAACAUAUCAAAGAAAAAACAACGCAAAGUCGCUUCCCAGGUUACCGGAAGUGAAAUAUGAAGUGGCAAUAAAUAUUAAUGAUGGUAUUAAUAAGAUAGCUUCGGUGCAUGCAUUUGCCAUUUAAUGAAGCAAACAGAUCUAAUAAGACCAAACAGACAGAGACAGUAUUUGCAGCUCCAUUAAAACAGCUCUCCGAAACAAAGAUGUACGCCUUUGAAGACAGCUUUAUCACAAUUCUUCUCUCCAGAUACCUUGGUAUGGUAUCAAUCGUUUUCCUUCUAACAACUAUAACACUUGCAGUCAUUCAAAGAUUGCGAGAUAAUGCUGAACUUCCUCCAGGUCCUUUCGCCUGGCCAGUCAUUGGAAAUAUUCAUCUGCUUGGUAGCAAACCUCACGAAAGUCUCACAAAGCUGGCCAAAACCUUGGGAGAUGUUUAUAGAUUGCAAUUAGGAUCUCGUCGCGUCGUUGUCUUGAACUCUUUGGAAAGCGUCAAGGAAAGCUUGGUAAAGAAAUCUAGUGACUUUUCAAGUCGUCCACCGUUAAGCAGUUUACAAGCAUGUGAAGGAAGUCUAACGUUUGGACCUUAUGAUUCGAUGUAUGUGAAAAAACGAAGAUUAGCCCAUCUUUGCAUGCACAGCUUUAUGUCAGAUCACGAACGAUUGGACGCUCAGAUUAACUAUGGUCUGCAAAAUCUUUGCAACAGAUUUGCAAACCACGAUGGUGAAUUCGACCCAAUAAAUGACAUUAAGCAUGCAGUUGCAGAAAUGAAUUUCAACUACACUUUUGGAGAGGACAUAGACCCUAAGAAUAAAGAAAAACUUUGCCAAAUAUUGAAGGAGUUCAGUGAAUUCAAUGCAAGUUGCUUGCCCGAUUUUUUGCCAUGGUUAGCCCCGUUCUUCCAAAACUCGUUGAAAAGAAUCAAAGAAAUUGUUGCUCAUCUCUUAGACUUUGUCAAGCACAUUUAUUUUGAAAAGAAAGCGAAAUUCAACAAAAAAGCUGAUAUUGGUUGUGUUGGUGAUGCAUUAGUGCGAUGUUUUGAGAGUGGUACAAAUGAAAGAUUGGCUGUUCUUGGUGAAGAACUUGAUCUGAAAGAAGAAGAUGUUGCUACAUUAUUGACAGAUUUGUAUGGUGCGAGUGUUGAUACGACUAGCACCACUUUGAUUUGGGCAGUUCUAUAUCUGGCGUCAAAUCUCAACGUUCAAGAGCGCUUGUAUAAAGAGAUAAAUAAAGUUGUUGGAGUAAAUUCUUUGGAAAUGAAUGAUAAACAUCGUCUGCCGUUCUUGGAAGCAGUUGUCUUGGAGGUUUUGCGACUGAGCACAGUUCUUCCACUCGCUGUACCACAUUAUACAAAUAAUGAAACAAGAGUUGGAAAGUACAGAGUUCCAAAAGACACAAUGGUUUUUGUCAACUUGUGGGCAAUUAAUCAUGAUGAGAGAGUUUUCAACAAUCCUUAUCAAUUCGAUCCCUGUCAUUUUCUUGAUGAAAAUGGUCAAGUUAACAAAGCUCGUUUCUCUUCAAUUCCAUUUUCGAGUGGCACACGUAAAUGUCUUGGUCAUUUACUGGCUCAACUUCAGUUGUUCUUACUUAUUGGUGGUCUUGUUCAAAAGUAUAAAUUUGAGAUUUCUGGUUCUUCAAAUACGACACCUGAAUUUGGAUUUAUCUUACGUCCACAAUCAUUUAAAAUCAAUGUUUGCCAAAGACAAUAGCGGACAACAGCUAAAAUAACACAAGCUGAGACAACAUGUGCAGAGAUUCACUGAUAAAAAUGCGAUUGAUGCAACGGAUCUAUACUUCUGAACAUAUCUCAAUAAUCAAAUGAAUAAAGCACAAAGCAGUGAUAGCACUGAAACGAGCAACAUAUUGUGCAAAUGCAACAAAGCUGACACUAGCUCUAAAUUAACAAUUUAUCAAACAAACAGCACUAGUUGGUUUAUUUUUACACAUAUCGCGAAGAGACAAAAACCUUGGCAUUAUGGAAAUAAUUUACCUUGACCUUAGUUAACACUACCAUAAAAGUACUCUUUGAUGAAUUUAUCGAGAAAAACAUUCUGUCGCGAAACCAUGUAAAGUGCACUUCAGUUCUUAUUUAAAGUACAUCUAACCAGUAUUUAUAGCCAUUUAAGCUGUAGACAGCUCGUAAUAUUGGACAAUCACGUUGAAAAUAAUUGAAUCGUAGUCAUAUUUUCAAUUCCAAUGUUUCCAUGUCUUCGUAAGACGUUGUAUAUAUACUUAUUUUAUUACUUAAAUAUUAAAUGUAAGCCUUUGUAUGCAGUAAUAAAUGACAUGUAUAUCUA
This is a messenger RNA of Xenia sp. Carnegie-2017, 2545 nucleotides long. Its product is annotated as cytochrome P450 1A1-like. Bases 359 to 1957 code for a protein of 532 amino acids. The record is from RefSeq and is a predicted model, not a curated record. NCBI's taxonomy places the organism in Eukaryota, Metazoa, Cnidaria, Anthozoa, Malacalcyonacea, Xeniidae. Gene Ontology annotation, biological process: progesterone metabolic process; hormone biosynthetic process. The transcript has a single exon. Gene Ontology annotation, molecular function: steroid 17-alpha-monooxygenase activity; heme binding; iron ion binding.